UCUGUGAUCAUGGCUGCGCUCAAACACACCAGCCAUGUUUGCUAAUUUGAGACCCAAAGGUUAGCGAAGACCUGUUUACUAUUUACAUCGCCUGCACCAUCUUCAACCAUAUAUUUCUUCAGUCGGAGUGUCAGAGGCUUCAGUGCCUUUGAUAUCCAAGGAUAACAAGAUGGAAGCAAAUAAUCAUUUUAACUAUGGCCCACACUCGUCUGUGUCUGCAAACUCAGGACUGAAGCUUUCCUCAGGGGAGUCUCUCUAUACUAAUGGGUCCUCCAUGAGCUUCCCCCAGCAAGGGAAAAAUAUAAACGGCGACAUGAAUGUGAAUGGCAUCACUACUGCAAUUGGGACCAGCCAACCUGGCCCACACCCCACCUCGUCAUCGUACCCACACAUGAGCAACCACCACCACCAGGGCAGCAUGACCUACGACUACCUGUGGGGCCAGCCCCAAUACAGCCCAGCCAUGUCGUCAGGGCCCCCACACGGCAUGCACCAAAAGCAGGGCUCCCCAGGGGUCCUGCAACAGAACCAGCACCACUUCCAGAGCCACGGACAGUAUCAGGUCAAUGGGGCCAUGGGGGCCUCCCACCAGAGUCCUGUGGGUGGGGCGCCUAACGUUAGCCUGGGGGCUGGACAGUACUGGAACAGGCCAACCCCAACACAGCAACAGGGAGGUGCAUCCAUGGCAAUGGGCUACAACUCCCAUAGUGUGUAUGGAGGCUACCAGAGCCAGGUGCACCCAGGCUUGUCGCCCGCCCAGCACCACCAGCAAUCAGCUAUGACACACCAAGGGCCUCCCACGCACCACCACCCCCAUCAUCCACACCCGCACCACCCGCAUGCCCACCACCACGCGCAGCAACAGCAGCACUACGGCAUGGUGCCCAACGGGAUGCCCUACUACCAGCAUCAGCCUCAGCACCCACCCCAGCACCCGCCUCUUCCUUCACCUCAGCCCCAGCACCCGUCUCAGCAUCAGCCCCUACCCUCGCCCCAGCCCCAACACCCAUCCACGCACCAACAGCUGGCAUCGCCCCAGCCCCAACACCCACCCCAGCACCAACAACUAGCCUCGCCCCAGCCCCAACACCCGCCCCAGCACCAAACCUUACCCUCACCACAACACCCACCGCAACAUCAGACCAUGCCCUCUCCCCAACACCCACCCCAGCACCAGACCAUGCCCUCUCCUCAACACGUUUCCCAGCACCAGACCAUGCCCUCUCCCCAACACGUUUCUCAGCACCAGACCAUGCCCUCACCACAACACGUUUCCCAACACCAGACCCUUCCCUCUCCACAGCACCCGGCCCAGCAACACCAACCACUCCCAUCCCCCCAGCACGCCCCCCAGCCACCGUCUCAGAUGAUGCCUCCCACGUCCCAGAACUUCACCCCACCCAGGGGGAGUCCUCAGCACCACCACUUGGGCCGUGGCGCCUCGGGCAGCCCCCUUCCCAUGCAGGUACCCAUGAUGUCUCCCUCGGCUAUACCUGACGGUGGCUCCCCGCAGAGCCGGGACAGCCCCCUGGGAAGCAGUGUGCCACUGCCUUCAGUCAUGCAAGGGCGUCUCGGUGAAGCGUACAAAGAGGUGGACAAAGGCUACAACGGGGUGGAGCGUGCAUCUGCUGCCCAGCGGCUUCCCAAAGCCGAGGGAUACCCAGCCCGGCCCUCGGGCCACCUCUUGGUGCCCACCAGUGAAUACUGCCAGCGCGUGCCGCACGGGGCGAUGGACGUGGAGCCGCACCACAAGCAGCGGCACGACAUGGGAGGACCCAUGAGGGAGGCCAUGCACUCGGCCGUGUCUGCGCCUCCUCCGCUCCUGUCCACGCCGCCGCGUCAGGCUCCGUCAGGGCCUCCCCCUCCUCCUCCUGUGGUGUCCGUGCAUCACAUGAGCGCCUCGGAUCCCCCGCCCUCCUCUUCCUCCUCGUCCACCUCCGCGUCUGCGCCUCCUCAGGUCGGGGCGAAGAGUCCUCACGGGAGCCCCGUGUCUGCUCCUGCGCCCAUGCUCUCCUCUCCCCCGCUGAUGGUCCAGGGCCUGAGGCCCAUGCCUGGUGGCAUGUCGCCUUCCUCCAUGGGAGGGGGACCGCCGGAGCUCAUGCCGGGUCCUCCCCCUCUGAUGACCCUCGUCUCAAGGCCGGCUCCGGCUCCGGUUCCUGCACCUCCUCCUGCGGUGAGUUCGCCCUCGCCGGUCCUUUCCGCGACCCACCCGUCUGCCCCAGCCACGUCUGCACCUCCUCUAUGGACGAGUGCGCCUCCUGUGCCGGCCUCGCCGCACUCUCAGGUGGCCUACGUACCUCCUCAGAUGGUCCAACCCCCCAAACAUCAGGAGGCAAAGCCUCACUCCCCUGUGUCUUCGCCCUCGAAGGUGGCUCAAACCCCCAAGCUAGGAGAGCUGUCAAAGCCUCUCUCCCCGGCAUCUGCGCCUCCUGCGAUGGCUCCUGCUCUUCCCUCGGCCGCGUCUGCGACCUCUUGGUCUCCCCCAGAGGCCCCUGCGUCAUCGCCGUUGUCCACGUCACCUGCGAAGGCCGGCGUCCCUUCACCCCAGAUGUCAUCGUCGUCGUCGUCUCAGGCGGCCAAGUCUCUUCCUGAUGCGCUCGUUUCCGGGCACGCUCCUGCUGCCGGCGCGCCCGUCACGGCGCCCUCCGCCACGGCCCCCGUCUCCACGCCGCCCCCUCCUCCUCCUCCGGCGGCUGCUGCUCCCCACCGUGCCGCCUCCGUGCCUCCUGCCGCGGCCUCCUCUCCCCCCGCGGUGAGCGCCGCCCCUCAGGCCGCCUCAGUGUCUCUUCCUGCUCCCGGCGCGCCUCCCCCCGGAGCCGCCGCACCUCCCAAGACGGUCUCGGCGCUCCCCGCCGUCUCCGCACCGACUCAGGCCGCCACCGCUCCUCCGGGCGGCUCCAUGCCGCCGCCUCCUCCGCCUCCUCAGCCUGUCUCCGGACUGCCUGCUGUCCCCACGCCCUCUCAGGCGGGGUCCGCUCCGAGCGUCUCGCUGCCGCCUCCGGCCACCGAGGCCGCCGCCUCCUCCCCUCCUCAGGCCGCCGGGCAAGCCUCGCAAGGGUCGGCCCAGCAGGACUCCAGCAACGCUGGCAAGAGCUCCUCUUGCCAAGCUGCCAGCGAAAAGGAGGUGAGCGCUCCUCCGCCCGAUGAGGACGUCGCUGUCAGCAGCUUUUCAAAGUCGGACUCCACCCCGUCUCCGCGCUCCAAGUCUCACGAAGGCCUUGGCGAUGUCGCUACUGAGAGGUCGGCCCACAAGGUCGAUAGCCCGGCCAAGAACACUCUCCCCGAGGCAGGGACGGCCCCUGUAGCGGCAAAAGAUCAUGACACCCCAAGGAAGUUCGAUUCACUUGAUGACACUUACGACACUUACGACACCGAGUCUCUGGACUACACCUCCGUGGCUGAGUCAACGCGCCUCGAAAGCUCCCGCGCCGAGGACACCAGUGUCAUGGAGGACACGUUCGAUGACUCGACGGCUGACACCUCGUGCACGGACGAACCCUCCAUGUUUACAGAGGACUCGGCCGCGGAGGACUCCAGGCACGUGCCGGCUGACGACACCCAGGAGGAUUGCGACUCGUCUCAGGUUGACGAGACCAUGGACAGCUGUCUGAGCAACAGGGAGUCUGGCACAGAGGAUGACCGCUCUUGCCUGAAGGACUCCGUGAGUGAUGACUCACAGAAUGAUACCUCACUCAUGUCAGUGGACAACCACGACCUCUCGGGACUGCCCAGUAAAGCCCCUGAGGAGUGCAACGAGAGUCAGGAGAAGGCUGUGGAGGCGAGCGGCGAUGGGCGUGACGCUCCAGACGGUCCUGGCGCCUCCGCUGCUGCUGCGCUCAUGCCUGGCACAGCUGGCACCCCAGUGAGCGCUGAUGAGGGCUGGCAGGAGACGGUAGUGGCGGCAACAGCAACGGCCACAGCAGCGGCGGUGGCGGCAGACCCCAGCCCUGCGGAACUAGCAGCCAAACCACUGCCCCUGUCCACCUCGGCCGUCACCGUGGCAACAACAACACCCCCUCCACAGAAGCCUGCUGCCAAGAGAGGCAAAGCUGCUGCAAAGCAGGGCUCUCCAGCGACCCAGGCCUCUCAGAAGAAGACCCCUGCAAAGGCCCCCAAAGAGGAGAAGGAGAAGCCGAAGCGGAAGAGGAAGAAGAACGAGGACAAAGAACCUGCUGGAACAAGGAAGAAACGCAAGCUCUCCAAAGACGACGCAUCUGGCGCAGCCGCCACUACAGAGGUGACCCCACUCCUAAGCUCGCCGGACGCCGGUAACACAGCUGCUGACCAGACCCCGGCGGCCGAUGGAGCCACUCCUGCCAAGCCCAAGAAGACCAGGAAGCCCAGGAAGCCCAAGCAGCCUGCACCUGCUGCCGGCGCUGCCGCUGCCACGGCAACCGCCUCUCCAACCAAGACCGAUGGAGAGCCCGGCCUGGAGAGUGGUCAGACUCCGCCAGCCAAGCCCAAGAAGCCCAGGAAGCCCAGGAAGCCCCGGGAGCCCAAGGCCACGGACGGAGCAGCGAAGACGCCCAAAGCGGCGAAGGCCAAAGCCAAGCCAGCAGACACGCCCAAAGCUGAGCAGGACAACGAGGAUGAUGGAGAGGGCUCCACGACAGGAGACACUCCAAAGAGGAGGAUUGCCACAGAGGAGCAGGUCCACUUUCCUCUUCUGCACGGGUGGAAGAGGGAGGUCCGUGUCAAGAAGCUUGAGGACCGCCUGAAGGGUGAGACCUGGUACUACAGUCCCUGUGGGAGAAGAAUGAAGCAGUUCCCUGAAAUCAUCAAGUACCUCCGAAGGCAUGAGUGUGGGGUUGUGACCAGAGAGCACUUCAGCUUCAGCCCACGCAUGCCUGUGGGAGACUUCUACGAGGAGCGUGAUUCACCUGAGGGGUUGAAGUGGUUCCUGCUAGCCAAUGAAGAAGUGCCGUCCAUGAUCAUGGCCAUCACUGGCAGGCGUGGCCGCCCUCCCAACCCAGACAAGGAGAAGCCGCGAGCCCGGGUCAGAAGGGCCAAAGGCACCCCGGGCCGCCGGCCCGGCCGACCGCCCAAGACCAACGCGGUGGACCUGCUGAGCAAAGUGGACGCCAGGAUGCUGAAGAGACUGCAGGCGAAAGAAGUACUUACUGAUGAGGACAAGGAGAAACUGGUCAAGAUCAAGAAAAAAAUGAAGAGAAAGGCAAGACUCAAGCGCAAGGAAGAUGCCAAGAACAAGGUUUUAAGACAACUGGUCAAAAAAGCUAAGAUCGAGAAAACCAAGGAGGGAAAGGACCAACCCCAAGACGAGGAGAAACCAGCCCAGCCCGGGCAACCUCAGUCCCAGCAGCCUACCGACCAGCAGACCCCCCCGCCUGCCGCCGUGCCCAAGAAGCCUGGUCGCAAGAGGCGCGUGCUGACCCCCGAGGAGCUGGAGAAGGCCGGGCAGGUGAAGAGGGUGGUGAGCGCUCGGAGUCAGGCCAAGGCGCUGGCCAAAGCCCAGGCCGAGGCUCAGGCGCAGGCCCAGGCGGAGGCUCAGGCCCAAGCCCAGGCGGCGCUGACGGCCAAGCGACAGGCAGAUCGGCGAGCACAGGCCCAGAGGAGGCUGGAGGAGAGGAAGAGGCAGCAGCAGAUCAUCGAUGAGCUCAAGAAGCCCACCGAGGACAUGUGCAUCUCCGACCACCAGCCUUUCCCCGAGCUGUCCCGCAUCCCUGGAGUGGUGCUGUCGGGCCGGGCCUUCUCCCACUGCCUGACUGUGGUGGAGUUCCUGCACAGCUACGGGAAGGUGCUGGGUCUGCAGAUCCCCCAGGACGUGCCCAGCCUCAGCACCCUGCAGGAGGGCUUGCUGGGCGUGGGGGAGAGCCAGGGCGAGGUCAUGGACCUGCUCAUCAAGCUGGUGGAAGCCGCGCUGCAUGACCCAGGCCUGUCGUCCUUUUAUCAGUCUGUGAAGAUCCUGGGGGAGAAGCUGGUGGAUCUGGAGCUGAGCUACAGCACCGUGUCGGAGUGCCUGCGGAUCUUUCUGGAGUCCCACGGCUUCGAGCUCGAGGUCUGCAACACCCUCCGCACCAAGACAUUCCAGGCUCUCAAACCAGACGUGAAGGCCGCCAUCUUGGCCUUCAUGGUGGAAGAGCUGAACGCCAGCAACACCGUCACGAGGGACAUUGACAACACACUGGAGAAUAUGACUACCUACAGGAAAAACAAAUGGAUCAUUGAGGGUAAACUACGCAAAUUGAAGGCGGCUCUGGUGCGUCGCACAGGUCGCUCCGAGGGGGAGCUGUGCGUAGAGGACCGCAGGAGGAGCACGCGGGCGGGGACGGCCGAGGAGGAGAGCCUGGAGGAGACCACCCUGCUGGAGAGGAGCAGCCGGCACGGACGCGGAGGAGUGAAGGAGGAGCCCAGACUCACCGAGGCUGAGAGCCCAACCAACGCCAGCAUCCCAGAACUGGAGAGACAGAUAGAUAAGCUAACCAAGCGCCAAGUGUUUUUCCGCAAGAAGCUGCAGCAGGCGUCUCACUCCCUGCGGGCAGUGUCCCUGGGCCAGGACCGCUACCGGCGCCGGUACUGGCUGAUGCCUCACAUGGGGUCCAUCCUGGUGGAAGGACCAGAGGAGAUCUUGGACUCGUGCAGUGACAUUCUAGUCACAGAUGAGCCCAUGGUCUACGUGAAGAAGGAGGUGAAGGUGGAGGUCAAAUCCGAGGAGCCUCUCUCUCCCGUCACCCCCGUCACUCCUUCUGCCACCGCGGUCACGCCGCGCUCCUGCUCCCCCCGAGCCUCGGGCAGCGGCAGCGGGCUCUCCCCGACGGAGGUGGACCCGCUCCCCGGCGAGGCGUCCCUGAUGAGCAGCAGCAGCCCCCGGGGCCGCGGACGCCCGCGCAAGAUCAAGCCCGAGGUGGAGCUCCACCUGCGCACCGCCAAGUGCCGCCGGCGACGCCGCAGCAGCAAGUCGGUCGGCGAGGAGCCCCCGGCCGCCGCCGCCGCCACCGCCGACGCGCCCAAGGCGGGCAUCCAGACCGACCUCACCCAGGCCGCGGUCACCGCGUGGCUCAGCCAGGCCCAGGUCGCUGGCGCCCAGGACCCGGCCACCGCCGCGGAAGUGCUGGCAGCCGUGGCGGCGGGAGGCAGGGUCCCGGAGGACGGCGGCCUGUCGAAGGAAGCCGCGAAGGAGCUGACGGAGAAGCAGGCCCAGUGGUUCCCGCUGCUGCCCAAGACGCCCAGCGACGCCACGGCGCUGUCCGAGCCCUGUCUGCCCUCUCCCAACGCCACCUCUCCCACCUCUCUGCUGAAGGACGCUCCCCCAACCUCCCCCUCUCAGCAGGCUGCCCCCACCCCCCUCACACAGACUCCGUUACAGAGUCCCGCGCAGCCUGCGGUCCAGACUCCUGAUCCGGCCGCGCUUCUCCCGCUGCUGCCCGGCUCGGUCCCCACUCCUCCAGCGUGCUCCACGCCGGUGCAGAAGCCGACCAGGCGGAGGAGGAGAGGCAGCAGCCCGGCUCGCAGGCCGUACUGCACCAGCACAGGCAAGCGUCGCGGCAGACCCCCCUCCACGCUCUUCAGUGACAUCGAGCAGAAGUACCUCACCCAGCUGGUGGCCAAGCCAAUUCCGAAAGAAAUGGCUCAAGGCUGGUGGUGGGUGAAGACACCAGAGGAGCUUUCUGAAGUCCUGAAGGCCCUGCAUCCUCGUGGUGUCCGGGAGAAGGUGCUGCACAAGCACCUGACCAAGCACCUGGAAUUUCUGUCCGAGGUGUGCUCGAGACCCAGCAGUGACCCUGUGUUCAGGCAUACACAAGAACAGGGCAGUUCUGUGCUGGACGUUUUGAGUCAGCCCUGGCCCGAGGUGCCUAAAGCCCUGCAGACUGACAUCAGCGUCCUCCAGUGGGUGGAGGACCUGGAGCAGCGCGUGGCGGCAGCAGAUCUCCACCUGAAGAUGGCUCCCCAGAGUGGAAAGAGCGACACAGAGCCUAGCACGGAGGAGCCUGUGGCAGGAUUUCAGCCAUACACCGUUCCAGAGCCAGACUCCACCCGUGAAGAUCUCGAGUUCUACGACCAUGAGGUUGACCCGCGGGACGACUGGAUCGUUAGGACAAAGCGCGAGUGGUCCGACCUCCUACGUGUGCCCAACAACCCACUGGAUCUGGCCGUCCUGAGGCUGGCCAACCUGGAGCGCAACAUUGAGCGGCGCUACCUGAAGGAGCCGCUGUGGAACCUGGCCGAGGUGGUGAAGCUGGCCCCUCUCACUCCAUCCCCGGGGGAGGAGGUCCCCAUGGACGUGGGCAGUUUGGAGAUGGAGAUCACCCCAAGGCUGAGGACGUGGCGACAGGGCCUUGACCGUUGCCGAAGUGCUGCCCAGCUCUCGCUGUGCAUUAUUCAGCUGGAGAGGGCCAUUGCCUGGGAGAAAUCAGUUGUCAAAGUGACCUGUCAGGUGUGUCGCAAAGGGGACAAUGACGAGUACCUGCUGCUUUGUGACGGCUGUGACCGUGGCUGUCACAUGUUCUGCCUCAGACCCAAGGUGACAGAGGUGCCUGACGGAGACUGGUACUGCCCCAUCUGCGUUGCCAAGAUGGGCGACGGCGAGAUGCGGCCGCAGCGCUCGGCGAGGCAGCGCGCCCGCAGGCGUAAGCGCCGCCUGGGCGCCUACGUGGGCGACAGCUCCGAGGAGGACGAAAGCCCCCGCCGGUUGGCCGGCAUGAGCACGCGGCAGAAGGACGGACCCUCGUCGUCCGCCAGCAGCACGAACGGCACCUCUGGAAUCUCGCCCAGCAAGCGCCGGCGCAUGACCACGCGCAACCAGCCUGACCUCACCUACUGCGAGAUCAUUCUGAUGGAGAUGGAGGCGCAUGCGGACGCCUGGCCAUUCGUGGAGCCAGUGAACCCGCGACUGGUGCCCGGAUACCGCCGCAUCAUCAAGAACCCCAUGGACUUCCUGACCAUGAGGGAGAGACUGCUGCAGGGAGGGUACUGCAGUGUGGAGGAGUUUGCUGCUGAUGCCCAUUUGGUGUUCAACAACUGUGAGCUCUUCAACGAGGACACUUCAGAAGUCGGCAAAGCCGGACACUCCAUGAGACGCUUCUUCGAGAACCGCUGGGCAGAGUUCUACCAGACCAAGGACAAAGACAAGGACAAAUGAGAUCCCAGGAUUGGCUGUAUCCUGGGCAGGGCCUUGUUUUGCCCCUCCCCCAUGUCGAUGUCGCCUACAUUUCCCAUACCUCCCCAAGACUGCUACUGGAGCUUCCUCCCAGACCCUUGUAUACAUAAAUGUACAGAUAUAUUUAGAGUUUGUUCAUUAUUCUUCUUCCGUUUAUCCUGUUCUUGUCUUUUUUUUUGUUUUGUUUUGUUUUGUUUUUCCCUCUUAUCAUCGUUGUUCUCAAGCAUGGGACAUUUACAGGCCGGCAAAACAAAGCCUAAACAGGAAGAGAGAUCCACCUCGAGAGGAACUUCCGUUUUUAUUUUUCGUUUUUUAAAUUUUAUUCACCCGUUACUCACCCCGUUCACCACACGUUCCUCUCACAACAACACAGACAGGCACUCACUCCCACGACUCCUCACAAGCAGGGCCUGGUCUGGAACCAGAGGACUGUUUCGGUUCUGGCCUCCUCCCCUGCCAGCUCUGCGUUUUUCCGUUACGGUUGGAUCGUCUCUCUGACACAACCCCUCGUGGACAGGACCCUCGGGUAUCUUGCCCACCCCUGGACCAGCGAGUGGACGAGAAACUGGCCUCUUUCUACACAGCGUCUCUCACCAGGCAGAGCGCCUUCCACGUCUUGUCACACGACGUGGUGACUGUCUCCAUGACUAGAGGCUGUUUUGUCCCCCUCCCCUCCUCAGUAUAUUUUUUAUUAUUAUAUAUUCUAUAUACAUAUAAAGAUUAAAAAUAGCUGGGAUUAUUUAAUAGCAAUAGCUCGUAGUGACUCUGUACAGACCACACCGUAGAGAUGUAUAGGUGAUUUCAUGAAAUGGCCAGUAAAAGUGAUUUUAAAAGGAGCAUUUAUCCUUUAAAACUAUAUAUCCUCGAUCAUGCACACCUGCAAUGCACCCACCCCUUCCCCUUCCCUCUCCUCAUCCCUCCUUCCCUUGCUUCGUGUAGAGUGCUGUUUUAUCAUCUACUGGAGGUGUUAACCUAUUUCUGUUCUCUCUCCCACUAAGCUUUCUCUCCCUCCUCUUAACUGAUAACCGCCUUCCAACUCUUUUAGCUAAUCAUAGUCUUUGUGGCAAUGGCAAUCACGUCAGAAGAAACUGUGUGACCACAUGUUAGAGGAUCUUGAUGAGCAGCACUGAAGCGAUAAUAAUGGUUGUGAUUUUUAACCUCCCUUUUGCUCGCACUGCUAGCUUGUGUAGCAGCUAACCUGCCCCACCAAACCCAUCCCUCUCCUCAUCCCAACCCUCCUGUCCCAAGCUUUUGCCAGUUUGUUCAAUAGUCUGUCAAAAAGAGAAAUAGACUGAUUCAAUAUUGGUUAACAAAAAAAAGAAAAAAAAGAAAGGUUAUGUAUAUACAUUUGGAAUACAGAAAGUUUAAUUAUGUGUCAGCGAUAUUUGUCCUUCAUUGGAAGUGUUUGGUUUUAAUUAUGACAGUCGCAGCGGUCCUGCUGCUUAGUUCUCAGUACGUAAGUUCGGAACUGUUUUAAAGUGUGCUCUCUUUCGCUCUCACACCUUAACUCUCCAGGGCCGUCACAGACGGAAACAGCCUCAAAAUAAAGCCUCAUUAGUUGUACAGCUCUGGUGGAAAUUGGCUUUGAAUGUUGAACGUAUCCAGACCGCACUUGUUCAGAUGCAUUCACUGGGAACAAUUAAAAUAGUUGUACAUUUCUUCCAUUGUGCUCCGACUACGCUGCGUCUGGUCGGUUGGAUCUGGGGUACCCAGUUACCAGUCUGUGGCCAAGGCCACACAACCUCAUACAAGUUCUCAGACGUUGCAUAGACCACUUGAAGUAAAACGGGACUUGAAUUGGCCAAAGGCUAUAUGGAUAACUUAACACAGCGUGGCUGAUAGGACUUGAUAACUGUUGAAAACGCAUAGCUACAGGUAAAUGUGAUGUUAUGAGAGAGUGCACAGCUGUUUCUUUCUGGUUUUCCUUUUGUGUUGUUCUUAACUCUGGUAGCACCGACACCCUGGCACUGAAGUCACUGAAUUUCCUGUGGGAUCAUGUCAAGCAGGACUCCAAAUAACACAACUGGCUUUUAUUUAAAUGUAGUUUCUUACACUGAACUCCACCUUAUCAAUAGGAAAGUGCAUAUAUAUGCCGUAUGUGUUCCUUGCAACCUGAAAGGGACAUUGUUUUUUUUUUUUUUCUACAAAAAUGAAAAAGCUAAUAAAAAAACAACCAAAAUGUGGUGUUUAGUGAAUUUUUAAUAAUGUACAGUUUUUGUGACUUUAAAUUUGUUCCUUUCUAUAUUUUUAGGACCAAUAUAUCGUUUUUAAGAGGAGGCAUUAAAUGAUCAUGUUGUUUCGAGGUGAUGUAACAUGUGCAUCUGUAGAAUGUACUGUAAGCUGAAUUAAAACCACAUCUAGUAGAGACAA
Messenger RNA from Sardina pilchardus (European sardine), 11485 nucleotides. It is a transcript of the gene baz2a, whose product is annotated as bromodomain adjacent to zinc finger domain, 2A. Lineage: Eukaryota; Metazoa; Chordata; Actinopteri; Clupeiformes; Clupeidae. The record is from RefSeq and is a predicted model, not a curated record. The transcript is spliced from 30 exons. Gene Ontology annotation, molecular function: DNA binding; protein binding. Bases 170 to 9097 code for a protein of 2975 amino acids. Gene Ontology annotation, cellular component: rDNA heterochromatin.